Astyanax mexicanus (Mexican tetra) is the source of this 3746-nucleotide messenger RNA. RefSeq names its product hook microtubule-tethering protein 1 (gene hook1). NCBI's taxonomy places the organism in Eukaryota, Metazoa, Chordata, Actinopteri, Characiformes, Acestrorhamphidae. The record is from RefSeq and is a predicted model, not a curated record. The transcript has 22 exons. The coding region runs from base 115 to 2262 and encodes 715 amino acids. Gene Ontology annotation, molecular function: dynein light intermediate chain binding; microtubule binding. Gene Ontology annotation, biological process: cytoplasmic microtubule organization; cytoskeleton-dependent intracellular transport. Gene Ontology annotation, cellular component: centrosome; cytoplasm.
GAAAACAAAAAAAACGCGAACGCCUCCAGGUGAGGUCAAAUGCAGUGGGAAAGGGGAGCGCUUUGUUGACAGGUGGACGGAAAUAUCUGCCGGACGGCGGAAAGAGAGAGAGUCAUGGAGUUGAACAAAACGGUGCUGUGUGAGAGCCUCAUCGUUUGGCUGCAGACUUUUAACACUACAGCACCAUGUAAGACAGUGAACGAUCUCACCACAGGUGCGGCCAUGGCCCAGGCUUUACACCAGAUAGAUCCAUCCUGGUUCAGUGAGAACUGGCUCGCACGUAUUAAAGAAGAUGUAGGUGAUAAUAUGAGGCUCAAGGUGAACAACUUGAAAAAGAUCCUACAGAUCAUUGUGGAUUACUACAAUGAGGUUCUGAAUCAGCAGAUCUCAGGUUUCACUCUGCCUGAUCUGGUGCGGGUGGCUGAGCACUCUGAUCCGGUGGAGCUGGGGCGCCUCCUGCAGCUCAUCCUGGGCUGUGCAGUCAAAUGUGACCGGAAACAAGAGUACAUCCAGAUCAUAAUGACCCUGGAGGAGUCUGUGCAGCAUGUAGUGAUGACGGCCAUUCAGGAGCUGAUGAGUAAAGAGUCCAAACCCCAUUUUGGAACAGAACUGGUUGGGGAUGUUGAUCAACAGCUGAAAAAAGCUCUGGAAGAUUUGUCAGGAGUGAUGGCGGAAAAAGAAGAGCUGGCACAGCGCUGUCAAGAGCUGGACAUCCAGGUGGCAGUUCUGCAGGAAGAGCGCAACAGCCUCUUAGCAGAGAACGAUGUUCUGACAGACCGAGCCAAUCAACUGGACACGUUUGAUGAUCCCAGCACUCCAUCAGGGAAGAAACAUAGCCAGCUCCAGCUGCAGCUAGAACAGCUCCAGGAGGAGAACUUCAGACUGGAGGCAGCUAAGGAUGAUUACCGUAUUCACUGUGAGGAGCUGGAGAAGCAGCUGGUGGAGGUUCAGCACCGAAACGAUGAGCUCACCAGCCUGGCUGAGGAAUCUCGCGCACUGAAGGAUGAGCUGGACAUUCUGAGGAGCUGCUCUGACCGGGCGGUGAAGUUGGAGGCAUCUGUGGAGACGUACAGGAAGAAAUUGGAGGACUUAGGUGACCUGAGGAGGCAGGUGAAGGUGCUGGAGGAUAAGAACAUGACUUAUAUGCACAAUACUGUCAGUCUGGAGGAGGAGCUCCGGAAGGCCAACGCUGCACGAGCCCAGCUAGAGACUUAUAAAAGACAGGUCCAGGAGCUUCACAGGAAGUUGUCCGAGGAGACACGCAGGGCUGAUAAUUUGGCCUUUGAGAUGAAGAAGUUUGAGGAAAAGUAUGAAACCCUAGUGAAGGAGAAGGAGAGAGUCAUCAUUGAGCGGGACUCUCUAAAAGAGACCAAUGAGGAGCUGAGAUGUACACAAGCUCAGCAAGACCAGCUUCUACAAGCAGGAAUGUUUAAAACUGGGAGUCCAAGCCAUGACAACUUGGCAGCUGAGAUGUUGCCUAUUGAAUACAGGGAGAAGUUUAUUCGUCUGCAGCAUGAGAAUAAGAUGCUGCGUGUGCAGCAAGAGGACUCAGAGAAUGAGCGCAUCACUGAGCUGCAGGUCCAGUUGGAGGAGGCGCGGCGUGCACGCAGUGAGCUGGACACUGAGAACAGGUUAAACAGGGAGAGGGUCAGUGAACUGCAGCAGCAGGUUGAAGACCUACAGAAAGCACUGCAGACACAGGGAGCCAAACCUGAAGAUUCUCAUCUGAAGAGGAAGCUAGAUGCUCAUAUGGUGCAGCUGAAUGCUGCACAAGAUGAGAUCAUGAGGAAGAAAGAGUUACUGGAGGAUCUACAGCCAGACGCAACUCAAACCUCUCUGAAAAUGGAUGAGCUGAUGGCGGCUCUGAAGAAGAAAGAUGAUGACAUGCGAGCGAUGGAGGAGAGAUACAAAAUGUACCUGGAGAAAGCACGCAAUGUGAUCCGUGCACUAGACCCUAAACUGAACCCAGCCUCAGCCGAGAUCCAAUCCCUGAAAGUCCAGCUAUUAGAGAGGGAGAAGAGAGUUUCUGCUUUGGAGAGAGAGUGUGAGCAAGCCAAGCUGCGGGAAUAUGAGGAGAAACUCAUUGUGACUGCAUGGUACAAUAAGAGCCUGAAUUUCCAGAAGAUGGCGAUCGAGUCUCGGCUAAGUGGCCGUUCUAACUCUCUGGUGCCGCCCGGUCAGUCCUUCCUUGCCCAGCAACGUCAGGUGACCAACGCCCGGCGCACAAUGUCGAUCAAUGUGCCUGCUACUUCCACUAAGUAAUGAAGACUUUGUCCCCUUUCCCAUCUCCCCGUACCUUCUUUACCCCUCCCCUACUCCUCAAUCACACACUUAAGUGACCUUAAGCACACUACUGAAUAAAGGGACAAGCAUGCCAUAAUGUGAAUAAUAGCACUUAAAAAACCUGUUUCACUCCCUCAUAUGUACACAAACUCAAAUGCAAGAAACAAGCAAGCACAGGUUCAGCAACCCCUCAAAAACUCUACACUCAGUGAGCACUCUCCUUCAUAAAUCAUUCUUUAGGACAGAAUGGAUUGGUGUCUGAAUGUAUUUUGUUUAAGCACUGAGGCUUUACUUUGUGAAAGACUAAUUAGGAGAUGUGUGUGUUGUUUGCUUGGUGCCGUACGUGUGUUUAUAUAUCAUAUGAGAAGGACUUAAAGGGCAGCAUGCAUGCUAAAGGCUUCCAUUGGUAUUCUAUGCAGCCGGCUGACGUGUACUUCUGUAAGUAUGUAUAGUACAGUUGUACUGUAUGUAUGUAUAUGUAGAGACAUGUGCUUGUUGUAUCAUAGACCUGAAAUCAGCAUUCCUUUUUGUCUCUCCACAUCUUCGCAUGCAUUUUCACAAUCAGCUACAUUAACAGAUAAUAACAAAGCUUCAGGACAAAGGCCUAUUUGGUGCUGGACACCAAAAAAAAAAAACAUUUUUUCUACGACAAAAUCUUUUCAUACAAUUGAAUACAAAAAAGUAAAGAGUAACGCGUCUUCAAAUAAAGAAACUGAGAGUCUGGUUGCUGCAGCCAUUCUAUAAUCAACUGGAGCUUUGAAGACAUUUGAAGUAUUUCUUUUAUACAGUAAUUUACUGUGAUUAAUCUCUUGCAUGCUCUUGUAAAAGCAAAACAGCAGACAGGCAUUUACUGUCCACUGAGCAUUUGCUGUCUGGCUUCAGCCCAUAAAGGCCACAGAUAUCAGGAAUAAAUCACCAGCUUUUGGUCAUAGUAAACCCAGCCAAGCCUUCUUUUAUAGGGUGAAAUGCUGUGACCAUUUUUUGGAAUGGCCUUUUUCAAAAAGGGUGUUUCUCGAAAAUCUCAACCUUUGUAAUAGCCAGUGAAUCAUCCAUAGCUGCAGUGUAGGCUUAGAAUGGCUGUACAUUGUGAUAAUCUGCCCUGUGUUAGGUCUAAAGAAUUUGGGGCUGUUAGAUUCAAAAUGUGAUUUGUUUAAUUUAUGUUGGAACACAGUUGGGUAUCUUUAGGAUCAGGCUAAACCUAAUGGUAAGGGUUAUUUACAGAUUUCAUUUUGUCGGGGGAAAAAGGCUUUGUACCAUGAAAUAUGUGAUAGAGGAACUUUAAAUGACUGUAAGAACACAUGAAAUGCUAAUUAAAAAAAGGCUUUUAAAGUUUUGACUUUAUUUAAAAAGUGUCUUUGUCAAAGAUGAAGCAUAUUAAAGAUGGAAUCUCUGGAAUAUUCGAUGUAUAUGUAAAGCUUUUGUUUUCAUGUACAAAUAAUUAAAAAUAAACACUGUAAUUACAA